This is a messenger RNA of Ficedula albicollis (Collared flycatcher), 1262 nucleotides long. It is a transcript of the gene OXTR, whose product is annotated as oxytocin receptor. Gene Ontology annotation, biological process: regulation of systemic arterial blood pressure by vasopressin; positive regulation of vasoconstriction; female pregnancy. Gene Ontology annotation, molecular function: peptide binding; oxytocin receptor activity; vasopressin receptor activity. The record is from RefSeq and is a predicted model, not a curated record. Gene Ontology annotation, cellular component: membrane. The transcript is spliced from 3 exons. NCBI's taxonomy places the organism in Eukaryota, Metazoa, Chordata, Aves, Passeriformes, Muscicapidae. The coding region runs from base 72 to 1244 and encodes 390 amino acids.
CCCUGCCCGCUCUCUCGCUGCCCACUCUCUUCCUCGACCUGCCCCAGGCUCGAUGCGGGCCGGCGCUGGCCAUGGAGAAGCUGUACCUGGCGGGGAGCAGCACCUGGACCAUCAACAGCUCCCUGGGGAACGGCAGCCUGCGGCUGGGGACCCUGAGCGCGGGCAGGAACAGCAGCGCCGACCCCCUGAAGAGGAACGAGGACAUGGCCAAGGUGGAGGUGACGGUGCUGUGCCUCAUCCUGUUCCUCGCCCUGACCGGCAACCUGUGCGUGCUGCUGGCCAUCCACACCACCCGCCACAAGCACUCCCGCAUGUACUUCUUCAUGAAGCACCUGAGCAUCGCUGACCUGGUCGUGGCCAUCUUCCAGGUGCUGCCCCAGCUCAUCUGGGACAUCACCUUCAGGUUCUACGGGCCGGAUUUCCUCUGCCGCUUGAUCAAGUACCUGCAGGUCGUGGGGAUGUUCGCUUCCACCUACAUGCUGCUGCUGAUGUCCCUGGACCGCUGCUUGGCCAUCUGUCAGCCCCUGAGGUCCCUGCACAGGAGAGCUGACCGGGUCUCUGUCCUCCUCACCUGGCUGCUGUGCCUGCUGGUCAGCAUCCCUCAGAUCCACAUAUUUUCUCUCAGGGAUGUGGGGAAUGGGGUUUACGACUGUUGGGCAGAUUUCAUCCAGCCCUGGGGACCGAAAGCCUACGUUACCUGGAUCACCCUCAUGGUCUAUAUCAUCCCUGUGUUGAUGCUGAGCAUCUGCUAUGGCUUAAUCAGCUUCAAAAUCUGGCAGAACGUGAAGCUGAAGACGGCCCAUGGGCCCAGCGCGGGUCUGGGCUCAGGCUCCCGCGGUGGGAUGGUGUUUGCCAGGGUCAGCAGCACCAGGCUCAUCUCUAAAGCCAAGAUCCGGACAGUCAAAAUGACCUUUAUCAUCGUGCUGGCCUUCAUAGUGUGCUGGACUCCCUUCUUCUUCGUGCAGAUGUGGUCAGUGUGGGACACCAACGCCCCGCAGGAAGCCUCCCCGUUCAUCAUCGCCAUGCUCCUGGCCAGCCUCAACAGCUGCUGCAACCCCUGGAUCUACAUGCUCUACACCGGGCACCUCUUCCACGACCUGAUGCGCCGCUUCCUCUGCUGCUCCGCGCGCUACCUCAAGUCGCGGCCGGCGUGUGAGCUGAGCAAGAAGAGCAACUCCUCGUCCUUCGCGCUCAGCUGCAGGAGCCCGAGCCAGAGGAGCUUCGUGCAGCCGCCCCCGACGUGAGGCCGCGGCAGCGGCGCC